Molecule: messenger RNA, 696 nt
Organism: Adineta steineri
Lineage: Eukaryota; Metazoa; Rotifera; Eurotatoria; Adinetida; Adinetidae
Source: the annotation of a GenBank genome assembly
AUGACAUCGGCCGUGAAUGUCAAUCUAACGCGAAAGUUUUUAAGUUAUUGGGAAAAAAACAACGUUGCUUUAGCGAUCCAUUUCAAUAAAAAUUUUUACCAGAGAAUUGAUUUGCUCACAAUUUAUCGUGAACUCUUUCCUGCUGUUAUCUUCACCGGCCCAGAUCCACAUCCAAAAGUUCUUCAUUGUCCACAAGGACACGGAGCAUUAUAUGCAUAUGCAUGUCUUUCACAAGUCAUCAAACUACACCCUAAUUAUACUGGCUAUUUAAUGUCUCAUUUCGAUCUAUUGCCUAUUUUUCACAAUCUUGAAAGAAAAGAUUUGAAUCGUAUUUGGAUACCACCGAUAAGACUUACGGAUCCAUCAAAAGCUACUAAUUGGCAUUGGCCAAAGCCAUCUGGAAAAAAAUCUUUUGAUGGAUUAUUUUCAACUCUUCGUAAUUUUAGUCAAAAUAAUAGUUUAUAUUCAAAAUAUCUCGACAACUAUAUGAGAAAAGCUGGAAAAAAUCUCACAUCAUCAUUUUCUGAUAUAUUUUAUCUUCCAAAACGAUUCGUAUCCGACUGAUUACGAGAUGGAAAAUCGAGAAUCGAAGACUACGAACUUCUAUGUACACGAACUAUUGGAGGUGGUAAUUUGCAAGUAUCUUUGCAACAAGAUCCAUGGGCUGAAGCAAGCGCCUACAUUGGUUUUUCGUAA